AUGCGCACGUCCACCUCGCUCGCUGGCGCGCUCGCCGGCCUCGCCUCCCUAUCGACCCUCGCCUGCGCCUCGCCCAUCACGCUCGCCGCGCGCAACAACGACGCCGCCGGGUCGCCGUCCGUCUCGAUCAAGAACGGCACGGUCGAGGGCGUCUCGCUCCCGACCUUCUCGCAAGAAGCCUUCCUCGGCAUUCCCUUUGCCCAGCCACCCGUCGGUGACCUGCGCCUGCGCCGCCCGCACUCGCUCGAGAAGGGCUUCGAGGACGGGUCGUUCUCGGCCAAGAAGUACUCGCCCUUUUGCCCGGGCAUCGGCGCCGACGACUAUGGUUACGAGUUGUCCGAAGACUGCCUCACCGUCAACGUCCUUCGUCCUGCCGGCACCUCGGCCGACGACAAGCUCCCCGUCGGCUUCUGGAUAUAUGGAGGAGGUUUUGAAAUGGGAGGCAAUGCCGACAUCCGGUACAACGGCAGCUACGCGGUCCAGCGCAGCGUCGAGAUGGACAAGCCGAUUAUCUACGUCCAGGUCAACUACCGCGUCUCGUCGCUCGGCUUCCUCUCGUCCAACGAGCUUCGCGCCGAGGGCAACCUCAACCUCGGCCUGUACGACCAGCGCCUCGCGCUUCACUGGGUCAAGGAGAACAUUGCCGCGUUCGGCGGUGACCCGGACAAGGUGACGAUCUGGGGCGAGAGCGCCGGCGCCAUGUCGGUCAGCCACCAGCUCCUCGGCUGGGGUCUCGACUCGACCGACCUCUUCCGCGGCGCCAUCCUCGAGUCGGGCUCGUCCUUCACCUCGUCGUUCGCCGACCCCGAGAUCCUCCAGCCCCGGUUCGACGAGGUCGCCAAGAACGCCGGCUGCGGCGACGCCGACGACGUGCUCAAGUGCCUGCGCGGCGUCAGCCUCGACACGUUCAACUCGUCGGCGGCGGCGUACAGCUGGAGCCCGGUCGUGGAUGGCGGCAUCAUCCCGGCGUUCCCGUCCGACAUUGUCAAGAACGGCAGCUUUGUCAAGGUUCCUCUGCUCAUCGGAGCCAACACGGACGAGGGCACCGCCUUUGGGUCGCGCGGCAUCAACACGACCGAGCAACUCGCGGCCGACCUCGCGACGCGCUACUCGUCGAUGCAGAACUCGAGCGUCGACAAGGUCCUCGAGCUGUACCCGAACGAUCCACUGGUCGGGUGCCCUUACGGCAGCGGCGACGCCGUCCUCCCGAGCGGCCUCCAAGACAAGCGCAGCUUUUCGAUCUAUGGCGACUUGACCAUGCAUGCCGGCCGCCGCCGACUCGCCGAGCUCUACUCGGCAGCAGGCGCACCCGUCUACUCGUACCGCUUCGACCAGCCGGCCGAGAACGCGACCAUCGAGACCGGGACGACGCACUUUGUCGAGGUCGCCUACGUCUUUGGCGUGCCGUACAAGACGGCCAACACGCUCGGCACGCGUCCGGGCGACGCCGAGCUGUCGCACCUCGUCAUGUCGCAGUGGAUCUCGUUCAUCCACGACGGCACGCCCAACAACCACGGCAUCGCCGACGCGCCCGAGUGGCCCGACUACCGCACGUCGCCGAGCAACUACGUCUACCGCCGCCACGGCUCGGUCGUCGAGACGGACGACUACCGCAAGGAGGGCAUCGCGUACAUCAACCAGCUCGACUGGGAGAUCCGGGUUUGA
Molecule: messenger RNA, 1665 nt
Organism: Rhodotorula graminis WP1
Lineage: Eukaryota; Fungi; Basidiomycota; Microbotryomycetes; Sporidiobolales; Sporidiobolaceae
Exons: 11
Coding region: 1-1665 (554 amino acids)
Source: RefSeq, a predicted model, not a curated record